AUGGCGUGGGGACCGAGUCGGCUCAUGAGCCCGUCUAGCAACGUACUCGCACGCGCAUUCUCUACAUCUGCGCGUGCAUACAAAGCACAAGGGAAACGUGCGACUCAAAUAGCGCAGCAAAGCGGUGCGGAUCAUGUUGCUGCCUAUGUGCCAGCACUUGCAUCGCCGCCUUUGACACAUGGCGUCCAUGUCGCCACGCUUCAGCUGACUUCGAACAAUGCUAAGACAUUUGAGUUGGAUUUCUUUGCUGAUUUUGCAAUGCGUGCGGCACACGCACUUCAAAUCCCCACUGGCGGAAUAGCCAUGCUCCCGAUUCGGACUACGUUGUGGACGGUACCACGAGGACCGUUCGUUCAUAAAAAGUCACAGGAAAACUUUUGGCGUCGUGUGCAUCGACGGAGUAUCAAGGUGUACGAUGCAAGCGACAUCACAGUUGACCGAUGGCUGCAUUUCCUGCGUGCCCACGAAAUGCCAGGCGUAGCAUCGAAAGCUCAGCUCUUUCGUCGAUACCCGCUGGGAAUUGGACAGCACAUGCAGACAGCCGCCGUUGCGGAGGUCGAUACGUCUGCUGAGGCAGUUCGUGCUAUGGCGGAAGACAUUCUACGCAUGCAUGCAUCAGAAUAG
Molecule: messenger RNA, 624 nt
Organism: Malassezia globosa CBS 7966
Lineage: Eukaryota; Fungi; Basidiomycota; Malasseziomycetes; Malasseziales; Malasseziaceae
Exons: 1
Coding region: 1-624 (207 amino acids)
Biological process (GO): translation
Cellular component (GO): small ribosomal subunit; mitochondrion; ribosome
Molecular function (GO): structural constituent of ribosome
Source: RefSeq, a predicted model, not a curated record